Molecule: messenger RNA, 3074 nt
Organism: Epinephelus moara (kelp grouper)
Lineage: Eukaryota; Metazoa; Chordata; Actinopteri; Perciformes; Serranidae
Gene: trim108
Product: tripartite motif containing 108
Exons: 2
Coding region: 52-1521 (489 amino acids)
Molecular function (GO): zinc ion binding
Source: RefSeq, a predicted model, not a curated record
CAAUAUAACUCCAAGUCACAGGCUGGCAGAGCAAAGCCAGAAAAGUGAACCAUGGCGUCUGCUUCCUACUCUGAAGAUCUGACUUGUCCUAUUUGUCUGACUAUCUUCACUGACCCAGUGACUCUUCUGUGCGGACACUCUUUCUGCAGAGGAUGUAUUACAGAUGCUCUGUGGUCACAGGAACUGUGUCCACAGUGUCGGACAGCUGUUCCAACAGAAGUAAAAUUUCUUCUAACCAGCCAUAUUUUAAAAAGCCUCGCUGAAAAGGCAAAAGAAACAGAGAAGAUAAAGACAGAGCCUGCAAAGGAGAAAGCAGAGGUGUCUGAGUUGUGCCCUGAGCAUGAAGAAAAGCUGAAACUGUUCUGUGUCACAGAUCAGCAGUUGGCUUGUAUCAUAUGCCGAGAUGGGGAGAGACAUGAAGGACACAAGCUUAAACCAAUCAAAGAAGCAGCUGCAUCUGUGAGACGGGAGUUGGAGGGUGGGAUGGAGAACCUUUGUGAUGAUAUCCUAGCUAUAGAGAGCUUAGCCAACACACAGAGGCAAGAAAUAAGAAAAACCAAAGCAAAGUCUGAGCAGCUGAUGACCCAAAUCCACAGACAGUUUGAGGAGAUGCACCAGUUUCUGAGAAAGAGAGAAGAUGAGAUAAAGAAUGAGCUGAAAUUCAAAGAGCAAGAUGAUGUUGAGAAAAUGAGCAAGAGCUUGAAGGUUAUAGAAACAGCAUUGUCUGAGCGCAGAGAGCUGGAGGCAAAGGUAACAUCAGUUCUGAAAACUGAGGACUCAGAGAGGCUCUUAAAGAGCUGGACUGAAGGGAACAGCAGGGUGACUGCAGAAGAUUUAAUCAAGCCCAAAGCAAAUGAUCUCCAAGUGGUGGAUAGCUCUCUCUCUCUGGGGCCUUAUGAAAGCCACCUGCAGUUCUUUAUGUGGAAGGAGAUGCUUCAGGUGAUCCAGCCCCGAGCAGAGCUGCUCUCACUCAAAAGCAACAGUGCAGAUAUAGCUGUGUCUGAAGAUGGACGGAGUUUGUUUAGUACACCCAAAAGCAACCAAGUUCCAUCACGUUCCUCCUCUGGUUUUCGCACAAGAUCACGGCAAGCCAGGGCCUAUGGUUUCGGCUCCUCAGGAUUUGCUGAGCAAUAUGAAAACUUACCUUUUAUGUCUGCCUUAUUCACAAACCAUGCAUUUAGUGUCAAUGAGUUCACUUCAGGGCAGCAUUAUUGGGAAGUAGAGGUUGGACACAGGGACUAUUGGGAACUGGGGAUAAAAGAUAAUUUCCUGAAAUAUGAUGGCCAACAAUAUUCCAUCUGUAGUCCAAAUAAAACCACCGAGCUAGGAUUUAGGGACAGACGACGAAAGAUUGGGGUUUACCUAAACUGUGCAUUGGAAAAGCUCUCCUUCUAUGAUGCAGACAACAUGAAGCACAUUCACACUGUGAGCUCAAGCCUCAUGUCCACGCCACUGUCAGCAUAUUUUCACAUUGAAGUCACAUCACCUGAUCUUAACCCUCUGACAGUGUGCUGGUACUGAAGUCAAGAUCAUAGCAGUAUGAAGUCAGUAUCAUAACAAGUACUAGUUGUAAGUGUUUUCAGCUUUUUCAAGAGCAGAAAAUAUCCAAUAAUUAGGAGGCUUCCAAGUUCCAUAUCGAAUAUAUAUAAAAACUUCUAACUGUGAUCUUUUGCAGUGUAUCAAAUAUUCUUAUAGGUCUGUCUUCCUAUCAUUUCUAUCAUUGCAAUGUAGGCUACAUUAUAGCCAGAAUAAAUGUUGGCAUUGUACAUUUUUGUAAGCCAUGGAUAUGUAACCAUUUUACUAUAUGUAGUGGAUAUAUUGAAACUUCACGCCUUAAUUUUUUUAACAUUGCUGUGGUUAAUGUGUGGUUAUAUUUAGGCACAAAAAAAACACUUAAUUAUUUGGAAAAGAUCAGGUUUUGCUGUCACAGUCAAACCUGGAAAAACCACCAGUCUUUCUAAAAUCAACCAGCUUUGGUGACACAAUUGCCACUUAAAAAUGCUAGAAAUGUGCUGGUACUGGAGUCAAGAUUAGUAUCGUUUCAAGUACCAGUUGGGUUUUUUUCAGUUUUGUCAGACACAGAAAAUAUCCAAACAUUAGGAAUUUUCCUAUUUCCACAUACAAGGAGAUAAUCAGAAUGAAUACAUGAGCAAAAUCCUCUAAUUACAUUACGUUUUGCAUUCUAUUAUAUAUUUUUAUAGGUCUGUGUGUAUCAUUUCUAGUAUUGCUGAUGUAGGCCACAUUCUAGCUAAAACAAAUGGCAUUGGCAUUUGAGUUUGUUUAUUUAGGCUACAAUACAGCCAAAAUAAAUGUUGGCAUUGUACAUAUCUGUAAGCCAUGGAUAUGAAUGCACAUGAUGUACAUAUACAUAUACAUAUAUAUGUAUAUGUAUAUAUAUAUAUACAUAUACAUAUAUAGUUGCUCAAGUCUGUCCUAACUAGUCUUAUGACAUAUAAUCAUUCUUAUGCUUAUAAUCGAGUAUAAUUACAAACAGCUAUGGUCACAGUUGUAUGAUUCUCACAGCUAAUAAAAUAUUUCAGAAAAUAUGUAAUACUGCACUCAGUUACUCAUGAUAAUUUAAAUCUCACGCAGUUUUUAUAAACGUUACAAAAAGUUAUGUUAUGUUACUUAUGCACCUUCUAACCCCUUCAAAACAUACAAAUUAUAAAUCAUGACAUGUACUGGUUACUCAUUAUGUAGUGGUGAAUCAGUAAAGGCCCAACUAAGGGUGAGAGUGGAUCUAGUCAGGGAGGGAGACAGGAUGUAUGGGUCAAAACAGGAAAUCAUUUCCUACCAAACAGUAGGAGAGGCCAGUGCUUGGUCAGAAAUUGAAAAACAGGAAACUCAGUGCUUUUCUAAGGGUGGAUCACUCCUCACUCAAAGGAGGGAGCCAAGCAAAUUACUGCCAAAGUUACCAAGCUCUGUGCUAGACUGUAACGAUGUCUGUCAACAACAUGUCAGCUGGGUCAUGGGUCAAGUAAAACCUUGUCUUUGUCUCUUUAGUUGCUUUCCAGGACAACUCGGUUUACUUGUAACAGUCAUUUGUGGCAAAUAAACCUGCAUGAGGUGAACAA